Linderina pennispora is the source of this 2147-nucleotide messenger RNA. RefSeq names its product WD40 repeat-like protein. Gene Ontology annotation, molecular function: protein binding. The record is from RefSeq and is a predicted model, not a curated record. Lineage: Eukaryota; Fungi; Kickxellomycota; Kickxellomycetes; Kickxellales; Kickxellaceae. Bases 236 to 2134 code for a protein of 632 amino acids. The transcript has 2 exons.
ACUGUACAUGAGCCCAAACGGAGCAAGAGAGUGAAAAAUUUUCGGCUAAUGGAAGCCGAAGAGCCCCGAACCAGAUAGAAUGAGCCGUUUUGAACGACGAAACGCAACGCUGCGACUAAAAUUCUCUCCCUCCCUUCUCUGCUCUGCAUUUUUAAACACCAACAAUUAGGGCACAAUCCUCUUCGCAGCACAUAGUCUGAGACGCGACUUACUCUGCCUCCACACAGCAAACAAAAUGGUUAACCCUGGAGACUACCUCCCGUCGGACGAAGAGAUCGAUAUCGAGAUGUUCGACUCUGACACAGAGCUCAGCAAAUCGCUGACGGCGCUGCGACAACAGGCCGCCAGCACACGGGCGGCAGCAAAGGAAGACUCUGACAGCGACUUUGAGACCACAAAACCAAAGCGCGGCGCACCAGCCUCUAAACGCGGCCGUGGGCGUGGGCGUGGACGCGGUGCUGGUACAGCAGCAGGUAGAACAAGAAACGCUGCGGAGGAGGAGGAUCCUGAUAAUCCAAAGCCAAAGCCCCGUCGCGGACGCCCGCCAAAGCCAAAGACCGACGAUGGCGAGUACGGAGCUCCUAAGAAACGCGCGGCAAAGGGCAAAGGGAAGGCAAGACAAACCACGCUUGACGAUAUUAAGGGUCCAGCAAAGCCGCUUGUUUUUGAUCCAGCAGAGAUUGCGGCGCUCAAGGAGCAGUACCCUGACCAGUACUGGACGCAAUUAACACACCCAGCCUCGACUGACGCGAGCGACCCGAUGGGCGGCCCCAUCGACUAUAUUGACGAGGAGCACCCGCUAGAGCUAAUACCAACCAACAUUGCAGAUCAGAUGGCUCUGACGGGAAUUGCGCUGUCGCCCGACGGCACACUACUGGCGACGCUGGGCAGCUCCGGACAGAUUCACAUAUGGGACACAGAAUCAUUCGAGUGCCUAGCUACGCUGCGUGACAAGUCGGAGCCCAACAUUGACGAGUUCUUUGUCGGCCAGUUUACUCCUACCGGCGAGUACCUGGUUGUUGGUGGCAAAUUGAAGGACCGCAAACGGUGGUCGGAGGCCGACGAGGACAACCACAUCCUGCCGUGCCCACUCAAGAUCUUCAACGUGCUGACGGGCGAGGUAGUGGCGAGACUCGAGGGACAUGCAGAAGAGAUCCUCAGCGUCAAGGGCGUUGUGUACAAGGGCGAGAACUACUUUGUGACCACCAGCCAGGACGGCUACAUCCGGCGCUGGCACAUGGACUCGUCGUGGAUUGUUCUGCUUGAGGAGUCGAAGGAGAUCACCGAUGGCGUUACCUGCAUGGCAUUUACUGUAUCGUUUGUCCCCAGCACUGGCAACCGCUUCUUCCUAGCGUCCACCGACGACCAUGUCACGCUCAUGGAUCUAGAGCGGUGCGUAAUUGUGCAGCGCUUUGACCCCAUAUACUCGUCGUACUGCGACUGCGGCAAGUUCAUUGAGCCUGUCGAGAAGCCACUAGUUGGCUCUAAAAAAUACAGCAUCAUCGAAAACGACGACGCGACAAAUGGCGCAACGACAUCGGAGGCGCCAGUCGAACUGCCUGCACCUAGCGGCCCCUACGCAUACUUUGUCACGCGUGGAGUUGAAUUGCUGGAUGCCGAGGACAACACGGUCUCCUCACGGCCCAACACAUGCACUUUGCACCGGCUGGUGUACCCGACCGAGCCCGAUGGCAAGUUUGAGCUGCAGGAGAUCCGGCGGUACUAUAAUGAAGACUACCUGUCGAACUCGUGGCUAAUUCGCAUUGCCAGCAACGGACGGUACCUGCUGGCGCCAACGCUCAACGGUCAGGUGUUUGCGUUCCACAUUGCCACUGGCAAGGUCACGGGUAUCCUGCGUGAUCACGAUACAAUUGAGGUGCGCGACUGCAAAUUCCAUCCAUCGCGCAAGCUCUUGUUUACGUGCAGCGACGAUGGCACGGUCAAGGUGUACAAGAGCGUCUACAGACCCAAGGGCGCGAUGAAGGCAGGCAAUGGCUGUGCUGAGGAUGUCGAGAUGGCUGAAGAGUCUGUAGCAGCGUCUACAGCUGUAACCAACACCCCAGUUGCUGAAGAGCUGAAGAACAGCAAUGAAGGCGACGACAGCGCCAUGGUGGAUGUGGUCAGCACAGAUUAGCUCUUCUAUUUAA